Molecule: messenger RNA, 1104 nt
Organism: Fonsecaea monophora
Lineage: Eukaryota; Fungi; Ascomycota; Eurotiomycetes; Chaetothyriales; Herpotrichiellaceae
Exons: 2
Coding region: 1-1104 (367 amino acids)
Source: RefSeq, a predicted model, not a curated record
AUGAGCGCCAGCCGCAAACGUCCUGGGAGCCCGCAAGUCGACGAAGCACCCACGAAGCGCCCCGCGAAGCUCGUUGAGGUCGUCCCGGAUGGAGAUGUCCUGCUCGCUGUUGGCCGAGGGGACGAUGCCCUCAAAAUACGAGUCUCGGGGACAGUAAUCAGUCUUGCGUCGGGAGUCUUCUCUCGUAUGCUCUCGUCAUCAUUCACAGAGGGAAGGUCGAGAGAAAUUGAAUUGCGCGAAGACGUUCCAGAGGCUGUCCUCGACUUCUGCAACAUUGCUCACCAUAAAGCUGAGAAUGUCGAUCAUUGUGACGGCUCGAGGCUCGUGAAGCUAGUAGAAUUUGCAGAUGCGCGAUUCUGUGUGAAAGCACUGAGGCCGUGGCUUUCCGCAAGGCUUGCUGGUAUAAUAGAAGAAUUCAAGGGCUACGACCGCAACAUGACACCAAUGAAUCACAACUGGAUUUCUCCUGAAGACGAUUCACUCGAGCUAACAAUGGAACAGUGCAUGAGUGUCGCCGCCGUUUUCAAAUUGAACGAUUUGUUCUGGUUCGCAACAAAGCAUUUCUUGCUCCUACAGGGUCGACGUUCCACCUCCCCAACAUUACCUUCAUUCGCCGAGUCAGCUCUUGGAUCCCGGGUACACAGUUUUAAAGAAAGGUUUGAAAAGGAAUCCAUGCUGCAAUCACGGCAGUUCUUCGACGGUAUCUUGGAGUGCGUUGGCAGAGAUUUCGAUGCAGGUGCAGUUGAUGCGUCAGCGAUGGAGACCCGGAGCUGUUCAUUUGCGAAAUUCAGCGCUAUUAUGUUUUAUUUAGCUAAGAAAGGCAUUAAACCCGGGGAAGAUUGGGCAUACAAGAAAUCAAUCUCUCGGGCGAUGCUCGAUGUUCAGAGUCUCUGCAUCACGGAACCCUGGAGUACGGUACUGGAGCGCACAGAGUGUAACGCAAGCCCUGCCAGUCCCUGUCUCUUCUGCCGGAGAGAUAUUGUGGGGGACCUGCUCGAGGUUGUUGAAUGGUAUAUGAAGGAAACUUGCGGGGCCUGUCUUCUCUGUUACAACAGCGGUAGCGAGGAUUACUUCCACGCCACACAUCGCCACGAGGGGCAUUGA